AUUAGACUUGAAAGUUUAAGGAGAUUCACGGCUUUAUUUUGGCUUUUCUUUAAAGGAAACUAAUUGACUCUACGCAAACUUUGCCGAGCUCUUGGCCAAAGCGUUCGUGAGUGGGUGGGAUUGGCUGGAGAGUGGAUCAAUAACGGUCAUUAUGCAGUGCAAGUGCAAGUCAGCGAGCCCCUUUUUUUGUUUCCCCUCACGUCAUUCGUAUUGGAUUUUCUUUAAAUCAAUUGCAACGGAUGAGUGGCGCAUUUCUCAACCAUCGCAGUAAAGAAACAAAUGAGAUAAAAAGAUCGCCGCCAAUAUUUCAGUCACAGUGUUAUCGAUUAGAUUCUUUUAGACGCAUAUGGCUGAACAAUAUUAUCGUGUCUAGUGAAUAGAAAAUAGAGAGAGAAAGGGAGGUUGUUAAAAGAAUCAUUCGGGUGUUAAUGACAGGCAGCUGUUUUUAUUCCUCUAGGGGGGGUAUAGUAGUCGUCCCUUAGGAAGUGGGUAAAUGGCAGGGGGUCAUCUCGGUCGUCUAGUUUCCGCCCGUUUUCCCACGUCACGUCAGUCAACUGUGCGAGCAAUAGAUGGCGUUUAAAUGGCGAUUGCCCAUCGGGAUCCAUACCAUCGGUCCAUCCACUGUGUAGGAGAGGGGGGGCGGAGUCUCUUUUUGGGCAUGCGCUGUAAACAGGAAGAAAAAGCUGCUGCUUCCAACCCUUACCAGAGACUCUUUACUACACAAGAGUCGUAGUAGUCGGCUGGUUUUACACAGACAUGCUUCCAUGUCCCUUUUGAGUGGUGUGGUGUGUUGUUUUUGCCUUUUGCUCUAGAUUUUUUCCUGUCCGAACCCAGUAGAGAGUGGCCAACGCUGUUUGAUCGACAAUACAGUCGUCUUAAAGUGCUGUGAUUUUAUUUUGAAAAACUGAACGAAUUUGAUUUCGAAUUGAAAAAUUAAUUUUUUCAAUUCGCCAGUUUACCAGAAAACAAGAAACGAGAAAGUUUGACACUAGAUUUAUAUCAAGUGUGUGGGUCAGUUAGUUUUGAUUGAUUUGAUUUGGAUUCCGAAUCGAAACCCCCAACAGCCGCCAAACUGUGGAGCGCCGGAGCAUUCUUCCUUCCUCCGCAAGGAGUCUACUAUCCGCACAUGGUGCAGGCCGGAUUGGCUCCGCCCUAUGCCCAGUACGGACAGGGCGGAGGUGAUGCAGCAGCGCUGGCCCAGGCGGCUGCCCAGGCGGCUGCGGCUCAGGCAGCGGCGGCCCAAGCGGCCGGUGUCGCCGUUCCGACCAGCCAGGGCCCCAACAAUGUCGGCGGUGGCGUAGGUGGCGGCGGCGGUCCCAACUGCGGGGGCUUGAAAUUGGAGAAGGACGACGCCAACGGAUCCAUGGCCAUGACCAUGGCCUCGACCAGUUCGUGUAAUACUUCAACGUCCACGAGCUGCGUCCUAUCGGGGUCAGUGGGAGUGCCGUCACUCGGCUCCCAGGCCGCAGUGGCAGCCGCUUUGGACAGCCUUUCCGGCGGAGCAGCAGCAGCUGCUCUUAGUCUCGGAGGCAUCGAUCAAUCUUCACUAGCCGCGGAAUUGAAUGCGGCAUUCGGAUUGAACUUGUCGCAUCAGCUAGGAGCCGGACAGCAACAACAGCAGCAGCAACAACAACAGCAGCAGGACGUGAUGGCGGGCAACGGCGAUGUCAAUGGCGAUCCUAGCGGUUGCGUAGCGGCCGCAGCGGCUGCGGCUCAGGCCGUGGCGGCUGCCACCAACACAGGCUGUUCGGUUUCAUCCAGCAACACGACACCAACGUCCGGAAUGAUCACCACCAUUGACCUGUCGGGAUCGGGAUCUUCGUCAUCGGUCGGCGUCGGCUCUGGAGUAGUGGUGCAGACGAGCGGAGCCGGAAGCGUCGCCGGCGGCUCUUCCUCUCCCAAAGAGAUGCCCAAACGCCUCCACGUUUCCAACAUCCCCUUCCGCUUCAGGGAUCCCGAUCUGAGAGCCAUGUUCGGGCAAUUUGGACCCAUCCUCGACGUGGAGAUCAUCUUUAACGAGCGCGGAUCUAAGGGGUUCGGUUUUGUAACGUUCGCAAGUAGUGCUGAUGCGGACCGCGCACGAGAGAAGCUUCAUGGCACCGUGGUUGAGGGACGCAAAAUUGAGGUCAAUAACGCGACGGCCAGAGUACAAACCAAAAAACCCGCCACUCUUCCUAACGAAGAGCAAGAAUUCAAGUCAUCCCAAUUCCACUUGGGACUGGAAGCCGCUGCAGCUUUGCGAGGCGUUGCCCUUCAACGCGGACGGGUCCAGCGAGCCGCUGCGGCCGCUUCGGCCUACCCUGCAGCUGCUGCCGCCGCUGCUGCUGCCGCUAUGGCCCGACCUCAGCUCACUGCCGCUUCGCUACAGGGAGCGUACUACGAUAAUUUGAUGGCCCAGGUCCAAGCCCAAGCGCAAGCCCAGGCCAGCGACGCCUACAGACUGCAGGUAGGACAACAAUAUCAGCAACUGGCAGCAGCAGCCGCCGCGGCCGCCGCUACUCAGCGACCGCCCACUCUCUCGCCGUCGCUUGCAUCCGUACUGUCACGCAACUCCCAGUCCACAACGUCGCAACAAAUUCAGGCGGGCUAUCUGAGUCAGGCCGCCGCUGCUGCCAAUUACACCGCGGCGGCCAAUGCGGCAGCCCGGGCUUACGGAGCCGCUGCAGCUGCCCAACCUUCAACAAUGGCCGCCUACGCUGCCGUCCCCGCAAAUUACGGAGCCGAUCCGUAUUUGGGGCACAGCAUCGGACCGGUGCCCACGUACGGAAUUAGCAAUUCCGCCGAACUGCAAUCCGUCAACAAAUUGGCUGCCAUGUACCGAAGUAGUUACAACAGAUUCACACCCUAUUGAGAGAAUCUCCCGGAAGUGAACGACGUCGGUGAA
Molecule: messenger RNA, 2884 nt
Organism: Daphnia pulex (common water flea)
Lineage: Eukaryota; Metazoa; Arthropoda; Branchiopoda; Diplostraca; Daphniidae
Product: RNA binding protein fox-1 homolog 2-like
Exons: 12
Coding region: 1127-2851 (574 amino acids)
Biological process (GO): nervous system development; regulation of alternative mRNA splicing, via spliceosome
Cellular component (GO): cytoplasm; nucleus
Molecular function (GO): mRNA binding
Source: RefSeq, a predicted model, not a curated record